AUGCUGUUGCUAGUGGUGUGGGUGGUUACUGCGGUGUGCGCGGUGUGGUUGUACUUCCGGCAGACGUACACGCGAUUCAGCCGAUACGGCGUGCGCUCGUUGCGUCCCCUGCCGCUCUUCGGCAACAUUGCCAGGAUCACAAUGCGCCAGGAGCACUUCUCAGACAGCAUUGAAAGGCUCUACGGUGCCUUCCCUGAUGACAGGUUUGUGGGCAGAUACGAGUUCCUUAACCCGAUGGUGAUGAUCAAGGACAUCGAGCUUAUAAAGAAGAUAGCUGUGAGGGACUUCGAGCACUUCCUCGACCACCGGGCCUUCGUCGACGAGCAAGUCGACCCCUUCUUUGGACGAAAUCUGUUUGCUUUAAAAGGUCAGGAGUGGAAAGACAUGCGAUCUACCUUAAGCCCCGCCUUCACUAGCUCUAAGAUGCGACUCAUGGUGCCCUUCAUGGUCGAAGUCGGCGAAAAGAUGAUGGAAUCUUUAAGGAUGAAAAUGAAGAACUCGAAAGCUAAUUGUAUCGAUGUGGACUGUAAGGAUUUAACGACUCGGUACGCGAAUGACGUCAUCGCCUCAUGCGCCUUCGGUCUGAAAGUGGACUCGCACACGAACAGAGACAACGAGUUCUACAAGAUGGGCAAAGUUGCUUCCACUUUCGACUUCAAUCAGUUGCUCAAGUUUCUGUUGCUUGUUUCUUGGCCCAAUAUUUCAAAGGUUCUUCGCGUGAGUCUGUUCACGCCGGCGAUAAAGAACUUCUUUCUAAAUCUGGUGCUAGGCACUAUGAGCGAUCGCGAGGCUAAACAGAUUGUCAGACCUGACAUGAUACAUCUGCUGAUGGAAGCUAAGAAAGGUCGGUUGACACACGAAGAAAAAUCCGCCGCUGACGCAGAUGCGGGCUUUGCCACGGUCGAAGAGUCGACUGUUGGUAAGAAAAAUAUAGACCGAGUGUGGUCGGAUACGGACCUAGUGGCGCAGGCGGUGGUGUUCUUCAUCGCGGGCUUCGAGGCGAUCUCCGCGGCGAUGUCGUUCGCGCUGUACGAGAUGGCGCUGCACCCCGACGUCCAGGAGCGCCUGCACCGCGAGAUCCGCGAGUAUGACGAUAGGAACAAGGGGGCGAUCGACUAUACUUCCAUACAGAGCAUGACCUAUCUGGACAUGGUGGUAUCUGAGGUGCUCAGACUGUGGCCACCCGCUUUAGCAUUGGACAGACUCUGUGUCAAAGAUUAUAGCUUAGGAAAAGCAAAUAAGGAUUGUACUCUUGACUAUGUGGUGCGCAAAGGCGAGUCGAUCAUGAUCCCCGCGUGGUCUAUCCACCGCGACCCCGCCUAUCACUCACGGCCGCUCCAUUUCGAUCCGGAGCGCUUCUCUGAGGAACGCAGGCACCUAAUCAAGCCUUUCACCUACAUGCCCUUCGGCCUCGGGCCCAGGAACUGCAUCGGUUCCCGGUUCGCGCUGUGCGAAGUGAAGGUGCUACUGUACCAGCUGCUGCUGCAGGUGCAGGUUUCCCCUUGCGAGAAGACCUGCAUCCCAGCCAAACUGUCCCCGGAUACGUUUAACAUUAGAAUGAAAGGCGGACACUGGCUAAGGUUCACGCUCAGGGAGUAAGAAAAAUAUCCUACUGUUGAAUUAAUAAGUCAAGGCAGAGAUUUCUUUACAUGUUUUC
Papilio machaon (common yellow swallowtail) is the source of this 1657-nucleotide messenger RNA. Its product is annotated as cytochrome P450 9e2. Gene Ontology annotation, molecular function: iron ion binding; monooxygenase activity; heme binding. Lineage: Eukaryota; Metazoa; Arthropoda; Insecta; Lepidoptera; Papilionidae. The transcript is spliced from 10 exons. The coding region runs from base 1 to 1599 and encodes 532 amino acids. The record is from RefSeq and is a predicted model, not a curated record.